AUGUCGCGACAAUUGGCGCUUGAAAAAGAGCUUCAACAAGUUAAAAGCCUAAAUAAAACAGUUGAUACACUCCUUGAAACAAUUUCCAAUGCUCAAACGAAUAUAGCAGAUACCAAAAGUGCCACUGAUAGUGCAGGUGCUCUACUAGAAGAUUGGAUCAAGAUUUUGAACCAGACGGCAUUUGUCAAGAAUGCCUUGCAAGAUUCUCGCUGGAAGGGACAGCAUGAAGAUCAGGUAGAAGGCGUCGAUGAGACUGCUGCACAGACAGCUGACCUUGAAGCUGAACUUAAGGCACUAGAAGAUCAAAACAAGAAACUACAGAGUCAAAUCGACUCUUACAAGAGACCGGACUCACUGGACCGCUCGUCGAAGCGACCAAAAUACUAA
Molecule: messenger RNA, 387 nt
Organism: Candidozyma duobushaemuli
Lineage: Eukaryota; Fungi; Ascomycota; Pichiomycetes; Serinales; Metschnikowiaceae
Gene: DUO1
Product: Duo1p
Exons: 1
Coding region: 1-387 (128 amino acids)
Biological process (GO): mitotic cell cycle
Cellular component (GO): mitotic spindle; DASH complex
Source: RefSeq, a predicted model, not a curated record